Molecule: messenger RNA, 2153 nt
Organism: Mastomys coucha (southern multimammate mouse)
Lineage: Eukaryota; Metazoa; Chordata; Mammalia; Rodentia; Muridae
Product: methyl-CpG-binding domain protein 3-like 2B
Exons: 5
Coding region: 380-1156 (258 amino acids)
Source: RefSeq, a predicted model, not a curated record
GCUUUGACUGAACCUUAUUUCUGUGACCCGACCCGUGGGUCUCAGUAAUUCGGGGGACACGAGGAGGGUCGCAACCUGAGAAUAAAGAAUGGGCGAGAGAGAAGACAGGACUCAAGGAAGCAUUGCUUGUCAAGAGCCGUUUACUAAAAGCAGCACAUCUGUUGGAAUGUACUUCUACAGAAGACCAGCUAAAACAACUAGCGUUGUGGGGCUGAGCAACUACUAGAUUCUUGGAUUUCCAAUUCACAGCUGACUGUUGUUGGGGAGUUGGACUACAGGCUAUUCUCUGUGUAACAGUUUUGGAUGUUCUUGAACUAGCGCUGUAGACCAGGCUGUCCUCAAACUCACAGAGAUCUACUAGCUGCUGCUUCACAAGUAUAUGAGAUUAAAGGAGGAGACUUUGCCAUUAGGCGAAUUGCAGCAACUCAAGUCUUGUCUGCAUCUCUGUGGUGGAGCCUUUAGGACAAACUCUAUAAUCAUGGAGGGGUCUUCAGGAAACUCAGUUUCAAGCCAGCCUUUGAUAGGAAGACUCAGAAGAAGUAUGAUAUCCAACAAAUUACAGAAUAGAAGACAGAUCCAGGUUGCCAAACAUAGAACUUCCAAAGAUUGUAAGAGGUUGACCAGUUGCAUCUUUCCACAGCCUGUGACCAUAAUAACUUCGUACUCUAAGAAUAAAACCAGGUACAGAAGAGAGGAAGCUAAGCUGAAAAAACCCAAGCAGCUCUGUGCAAUGAAUAGAUUUCAGAAACAUCAAGUUGGAGACAGUAAAGGGGACCUAUCAUGUCCAUUGAAGCUGACAAACCCUGUAGAAAGAAUUGCACUGGGAAUGCAGGAUGAAACCAAUGACCAAAGCUGUGUUAUGGAUCAGCUCCCUCCUGGAGAAGUCACCUCUUUCCAACCACCUUGCCUAGAAAAGACUGAACAAGAGGCUCUUCAGCUCUCACCAUCUUUCUCCAGUCGAGGCGUAACAAUACCAGUGCCACUUCAUCUGUUACCAUAUUACUGCAUGCAAAAAGUAACUACUGCAGACAUCCUCAGACAGACCUGGAAGGUAAAGAAAGCCAGGAAGAGACUGGCAGAAGCCUUGGAGGCAGACAGGCUUGCCAGGCAGACAGAGAACAUGGGGGAGCAAAGAGGAGUGGAAAACAUGUGUUAAGGCCUCUGUAAAUUAUUGAAGAACUUUUUUUUUUUUUUUUUUUAGUUUUGGUUUUGGUUUUUCAAGACAAGGUUUCCAGAUGUAAUCCUGGUUGUCCUGGAACCCUGUCUAUGUCUCACCCAGCAUUACUUGUAUUUCCUUAAAUAACAAGUUUAAUAUAUCCAACUCUUUUAAACUUUUGGGAAGGCAAAAAAUAUAAGCAGUAGUGUUUUAAAUAAUAUUGUUUCCAGUUUGGAUAGAAAUAUUAUGUAAGAGAAUUUCUGUGAAAACAUCCUUUUGGUCAGUUGUGAUCCACAGUGGGACUCUAGAAUAGAUUCAACAGCAACCCACAGAGCAAAUGGAAUGCCUUAAUUUAUAGAAUUUAGACGAGGAGGGUCUAUGUAUUUAGCAGCUAGUUUUGUGAAGCUACUAGUUAAAAAAGCUUAAUUUAAGCUAAGAAGGCCUUGUGGCCUCGAGGCCUUAAAUUACUUCUCUUGCCCUCUGCCAUGGGACUGCUACCUGCUAGGUGUUUAGGUUUAAGCCUGGUCUUCUGAUUUGCCUCAGGCCUGGGAAUCGAGAGAAGCCUCAACAGGUAUGCUAAUCUGCUUUUAUGUCUUAUCAUUUAAAAUGUAGAUCUGUUUGUAUUAAGUUUACUGGGUGUAGCGCUCUUUCCUCAAAAUUGUUCAAUUUCAGGUUACAAGUUUUUAAAAUUUGAUGAUUAUUGGAGUCUCACUAUGUGGGUCAGGUAGGCCUUGAAUUCGAUCUUCCCAGUAUAGCCUGAUGAAUGUUAUGAUUACAGGCAAGAAUCCCAUACCCAAUUGUAGUUAUUUUUAUUUACUUUCAGUCUAUAAGAAUAAUCUAGUCUGAAGGGUUUAGUGUUUUAAGUUGUUAACACUAUUAAUGAACAGUGACCCAUGUGCUAUAGCUUUCUACACCAUUGUCUUGGGACUUGUUUGUUUUUGUGGAACUCUAUGUUGUAAUCCUAAACUAUCAAUAAAGGUUUUUAUUUUAAAUACAA